Uncinocarpus reesii 1704 is the source of this 2205-nucleotide messenger RNA. Its product is annotated as asparaginyl-tRNA synthetase. The record is from RefSeq and is a predicted model, not a curated record. Gene Ontology annotation, biological process: asparaginyl-tRNA aminoacylation. The coding region runs from base 1 to 2205 and encodes 734 amino acids. NCBI's taxonomy places the organism in Eukaryota, Fungi, Ascomycota, Eurotiomycetes, Onygenales, Onygenaceae. Gene Ontology annotation, molecular function: ATP binding; asparagine-tRNA ligase activity; nucleic acid binding. The transcript has 7 exons. Gene Ontology annotation, cellular component: cytoplasm.
AUGACCGUGAAUGAUGGCGAUGACUUUAGCCUCUCAACCGCUGCCUGUCACCCGCUGGCAUCUCCAAUAUCACCCUCCUGCUAUAACUCGGCCGCUGUGAUUACGCUGGGCAAAAUUCGCUAUCACCCGGCCGGGGUCCAAGCCCAGGUGCACAUCCACUCGCUGCACCCUGAAACAUUCACCAACUCGCUCUCAAGGCCGUUGUGGGCUGGGCUCGGCCGUCUCGCUGGCCACAACGCCAAUGAGUCUCGAUCAACUGCACUGUUCCUCGACCUGCCCCUUUGCCACGGCCCUCUGCUUCUAGAAGAGAAUCAUCCUCGUCUUCACGAGUACGAGCCCCAGAUGUCAUGUCUGUCAAUUCUGUGCAGCAGCCAACGCAAGGACGCUGCAUGCUCCCUUGCCGUUCCAAUUUCGGCCCUCGAGUCUCGAGACGACAUUGGGCUCAACGUGCAUGGUUGGGAUCUUGAGACCCUUAUCCCAAUAAUGGCGCCCAUCUACAUUGACGAGGAUGUGGGCCGCGACGACGAAGCUGCCGCCGGCACCGACCUCUCCCCCUACAAGACUCUCGUCUACGCCAUGCUGCAAUACCCCCCAUCCACCGAGAACAUCCAAUACCUCACUCGAAAAUCCGAAACCGGCCCCGUGAGCGAAGAUGGCGAUCCGUCCGUCCGACUCGAGUGGAAACCAGCCACCAAAUCUGCCAUGAAGAAAGCCACGAGUCUGUAUGAGGCGAGGAAGCGGAAAGCGGCCAAGGAGCACGAGGUGGUUCUUCGCCAGAAGGAGGAGGCGGAGAAGAGACGGCUAGUGCUGGAAGAAGCGAAGAAGGUGGUUAUCAAGGAGGACGAGUCGCUGCCAAAAGCCGUCAAGGUCAGGCUGGACGAGAAGGACCCCGCAAAGGUCACCGCGGGCGACGGCGAGACCAAGGGCACACGAGUCCGGGUUCUGGGGAGAAUCCACCACCUACGCGUGCAAAAGGACAUCAUAUUCGUGACAUUGUACGAUGGCUAUGGCCUCUUGCAAUGCGUCUUUACUGGCAACCUCAUCAAGUCGUACGACGCCAUGACAUUGACGCUGGAGACAUCGCUUGCCAUCCACGGAGAGAUGCGCGCCGUUCCACCCAAGCAGCACGCCCCUGACAACAGAGAGUUGCAUGCAGAUUUCUUCCAGGUCAUUGGCAAAGCCGCCGGCGACAAGGAGGCCAUUUCGACCCGCGUGGCGCCCGACGCUGACCCCCAGACGCUUUACGACAACCGACACCUCGUCCUCCGCGGCGAAACGGCCUCGUCCGUGAUGAAAGUGCGUGCUGCGGUUCUGCGUGCCUUUCGCGCUGUUUUCGAAAAGAGUCGCAUGCUCGAAGUGACCCCCCCGGCGAUGGUGCAGACGCAAGUCGAGGGCGGCGCCACUCUCUUCUCAUUCGACUACUACGGUGAGCCCGCCUACCUCACGCAGUCCUCCCAGCUCUACCUCGAAACCUGCCUCCCCUCCCUCGGCGACGUGUUCUGCGUCUGCCCGUCCUUCCGUGCCGAAAAGUCCCUCACCCGCCGCCAUCUCUCCGAGUACACUCACAUCGAAGCCGAACUGGACUUUAUCACCUUCACCGACCUGCUCGACCACAUCGAAGCCAUCGUCUGCCAGGUCAUCGAUCUCGUGCUGGCGGAUCCACAGACCGCAGCGGCCAUCAAGGCCCUCAACCCGUCCUUCACCCCGCCCAGCCGGCCCUUUAAGCGCAUGAAGUACGCGGAAGCGAUCGAGUGGCUGCGCGAACACAACAUCCCCAACGAAGACGGCACCCCGCACACCUUUGGCGACGAUAUUGCCGAGGCGGCGGAGCGCAAGAUGACGGAUAUCAUCAACCAGCCGAUCUUCCUGACGCAUUUCCCCGUGGAGAUCAAGGCGUUUUAUAUGAAAAAGGACCCGGAGGAUUUGAGGGUCACGGAGAGCGUGGACGUGUUGAUGCCGGGUGUGGGGGAGAUUGUGGGCGGGAGUAUGAGGAUGGAUGAUUGGGAUGAGUUGAUGGAUGCGUAUGCUAGGCAGGGGAUGGAUCCCAGCCCAUACUACUGGUAUACGGAUCAGAGAAAAUACGGAACCUCUCCUCACGGCGGCUAUGGACUGGGGCUGGAACGAUUCCUGGCGUGGAUGUGUGGACGAUACACGGUUCGGGAAUGCUGUCUCUACCCCCGUUUCACCGGCAGAUGCACCCCAUGA